AUGAGCGAUAAAAGCAAGUCCAGUUACAACUUCAGACAGAGCCUGUCCUUCCAGGCAGACGUGCCAGACUUUCUGAAAAAGCUGCACGGCCAGGCGUCUUUGAGACCCGAGACCACCGGAAUUCUAACCAAAAACAGCAAGCCGGUCCCUCAAGCCUUGGAGGAUGACGCCGACGAUGACGGCCCGGCAUACCCAGACGCCGAGGAUGAGAAGCCACAGUACGUGCUUGAGAAGGGUAUAACGGACCUCGAAGUUGAGCGUGAGCUUGGUCAAGACAUUCUUGCGGCCCUGCGAGAGGACAAGCCGGAUCCGGGCGAGACACAGCGUACUGGUGGCUCCGCCGGUGAUCCAUCCAGGCCCGGCGGCAGGGUCUCUGAGACCAAAACAUCCAGCCUCGGGGUCAAAUCAAACAAGAUUCUGGAAAAGAAAAAGAAGAUGGAUGCAAAAAAGAAGGAUCUACUCAAGGGUGUCAAGCAGGGCUGGGAAGCUGAAUGGGACGACCAGAAACUCGAGCGACUCUAUCGGAGCGACAACCUCGGCGACACCAAGCUCAAGAAGAUGGUGCGGAGAGGAAUCCCGGACUCGCUGCGAGGUAGCCGCCUGAGCCAUGCGUACAUAGCUGCCCCUAUGCUGCAGCUUGGCCAUGUCUAUGCAAAGCUACUGAAGCUCGGCGAGCUCGAUGAGCAUGACCGGAACUUUGAGAUUGCAAAAAUGCGGGUGUACGGCGAAGGAGCCAUGACCGACAAUCCGAUCGCACCGACCUUUGGCGGCCGCUCGUUUCGGUACAAGUUGAGCCUGAACAACGCUGGACGCACUCAGAUGGAACACAUCCUUUGCAUCCUGGCCUACGACUUUCCGAAUCUAGAAUACUGUCCGUUCGUGCCGGCGCUGACGGCCAUGCUUUGUCACCACAUGAACUCUGCCGACGAUGCCCUCGGCGCCAUGGUGUGCAUAGUGCGCAAAUCGCUCGGAGAGACUCUCGUGACGGCGCGGAAAGGCGUCUCGGAUCGAUGGGAGUUUUUCCCGACAUAUCGAAAGGAGGUCAAACUCAUGUCACGGGCUUUUGGGAACAUGCUCUACAAGUGCCUGCCCAAGGUUCACGCCAAGUUAGUCGAGCUACAAGAGAGAGACGAGAGCCCCAUUUGGAGCUCGUGGCUAUCGGAUAUGCUCGCUGAUGUUCUGCCUCAACCGAUCCUGUGGCGGCUCUUGGAUGACUUCCUGGUCGAGGGCUACAAGCCGCUCUUUCGGUUCUGCGCCGCCCUGCUCAAAAUUUACCAGGGCCAGAUUAUGGAAGCGCAGACUUCUCAGCAGGUGCUGGCCUUUCUGACGCCGCACAACAUCCUCUGUUCGGCCAACGAGGUAGCCGAAGAGGCUUGGAUGGUCAAGUUUGAUCGGGCGAACAUCACCAAAAUGCUUGUCCACCACCGGAGCCUUACAGCAAUCAGCAUAUCGGACGACUUGCAUGAGAUACAGUACAAGUAUCAGCGGGCUACUCCGCGCCUCAAGGAAACGAGCAGCAUUCUGGAUGAAGACCACUGGAUUGCAGUGUGGUCGUGGAUUCCUCCAGCGCAGCGGGUUGUGGAUGUCGAGCUGCUCUUUACGACAUCACGCCAUGGCUAUCAUAUAUCCACCCUGUUUCAUAGUGCCAGUGACAUCAAGCCCACUCUCCUUGUCGUCAAGACCUCAACCGGCGAGAUCUUUGGAGCCUACAUUUCGUCAGAGUGGCCUACCUCCCACGACCAACAGGGAAGAUUUUCUGGAAACGGCGAGUCGUUUCUGUUUAUGCUGGAGCCACGAGCCAAGAUGUAUCCUUGGGUCGGUCGGGAUAUAGAGUUCAUGGACGCUAUCGAGCGAGAGAUUGUCCAGAGCCAGGCAUCCAUGUUCAUCAUGGCCACUCGCAAGGAUCUAUCCAUCGGGGCUGGCGGGCUGGCCAUGGUCGUGACAGGCUGGCCGUGGUCGUAA
Messenger RNA from Polychytrium aggregatum, 1962 nucleotides. RefSeq names its product TLD-domain-containing protein. The coding region runs from base 1 to 1962 and encodes 653 amino acids. Gene Ontology annotation, cellular component: nucleus. NCBI's taxonomy places the organism in Eukaryota, Fungi, Chytridiomycota, Chytridiomycetes, Polychytriales. The record is from RefSeq and is a predicted model, not a curated record. The transcript is spliced from 7 exons. Gene Ontology annotation, biological process: response to oxidative stress.